UGAGGGUCUAUGGAUUACUUCAGUUUGAAGAAGACCAGCAAUCUGCUGUCUAAACAUGAAAACACACAAGCAACUCAUAGUUUUGCUGACCAUACUCUGCUUCUCCCUCUCUGCAUCCUUCCCUAACAAUUCUUAUGAGAAGCUCCUAAAAGGAAUUAUAAAGAAGCGAAGUGCUCAAGAGGGUGGAUAUGGCAACGUGGCUUCACUGGAGGGUUCUGCAGUUAGCGUAGAUUUACUGGAUGAUAGUUGUACAACAGUUUACGAAGAGGAGUGUAAAACAGUCGAUGAACAGAAAUGCAAUACAGUACAAGAACAGCAAUGUCGGGCUACUACCAGGCAAGAGUGCAGCACUGUAAAUGAACAGCAAUGCAACACUGUCCAGACACAGUCAUGCAGUACAGUAAAUGAAAAGCAGUGCAGUACUGUAAAUGAGCAGCAGUGUAACACUGUCAAUGAACAGCUAUGCAAAACUGUCACAGACACUGUCAAUGAACAGCAAUGUAACACUGUUCAGGAACAGCAAUGUCGCCCUACCACAAGACAGGAGUGCACCACUGUAAAUGAACGAAAAUGCAGGACAAGAUACGAUACAGUAAAUGAACAGCAGUGUAAUACAGUACAGGAGCAGCAAUGUAAUACUGUCAACAAACAGGAAUGCAGUGUAGUUAGUGAAGAGGUCUGCAAUACUGUCCAGGAACAGCAGUGCAGAACAGUCACAGAAACUGUCAAUGAACAGCAAUGCAGCAUAGUAAAUGAACAGCAAUGCAACACCGUACAGGAUGAAGAAUGCUCUACUGUUAAUGAACAGCAAUGUAACACUGUACAAGAACAGCAGUGCUCCACUGUUAAUGAGCAGCAAUGUAAUACUGUAAACGAGCAGCAGUGCAACAUCAUACAGGAGCAGAAGUGUGAAACCCAGUACAUGACCAAGUAUGAAGAACAGUGCAGUACAGUACAGGAGCAGCAGUGCAAUACUGUCCAAGAGCAGGUAUGCAACACAGUCAAUGAUGAAGUGUGCAACACUGUUCAAGAGCAGGAGUGCAAUACAGUUCAAGAACAGCAGUGCCAGACUAUUACAGAUACUAUCAAUGAACAGCAGUGUACUACAGUGCAGGACCAGCAGUGCUUAACUAUCAACGAACAGGUUUGCAACAUUGUCAAUGAGCAAGUAUGUAACACUGUCCAAGACCAGCAAUGUACUACUGUUACAGACACUGUUAAUGAACAACAAUGCACCACAGUAAAUGAGGAGGUUUGCGAAACUGUAUAUGAUGAGGUUUGUGAUGGUAGUGCUGAUUCAUCUUAUGGUGAAGUUGCUCCUGAAGAAGGAUAUGGAGCACCAUCAGCCCCAGCUUGCAGACAGGAAGCCAGACAGGAGUGCACCAGUGUUCCAAGGCAACAAUGCAACAAUGUUCCAAGACAGGUUACAAGGCAGGAGUGCAGCAAUGUUCCUAGGCAAGUAUGCACGGAUGUUCCCAGACAGGCUUGUACCAGUGUUCCAAGGCAGCAGUGCACAAGUGUUCCAAGGCAAGAGUGUAGAAAUAUUCCCCGCCAGGUGCAAAGACAGGAGUGUUCUUAUGUUCCAAGACAAGAAUGCAGAAAUGUUCCAAGGCAAGUUUGCAACAAUGUUCCAAGACAGGCAUGCUCUACUGUCCCUAGGCAAGAAUGUAGAAGUGUUCCCAGGCAACAAUGUGAACAGGUUCCCAGAAGGGUUGAGGAACAGGUCUGCAGAAACAUUCCAAGAGAAACUUGCUACAAUGUUCCCAGGCAAGAGUGCAGAAAUGUUCCCAGGCAAGAGUGCAAGAAUGUUCCAAGACAAGAAUGCAGGAGUGUUCCCAGACAAGAGUGUCGCAGUGUUCCUCGACAACAGUGCCAGACUGUUCCCAGGCAGCAAUGCCAGAAUGUUCCACGACAAGUAAGCAGAGAGGAGUGUUUUAAUGUUCCAAGGCAACAGUGUAACUUUGUUCCCAGACAAGAAUGUAGAAAUGUUCCAUCAACAGAGUGCAUAUCUGUUCCCAGACAACAAUGCAGAAAUGUUCCAAAACGUGUUCCAAGACAGGAAUGCAGAAAUGUUCCCAGACGACAGUGCCGUUCAGUUCCUGAUCAGGAGUGCAUAACUGUUCCAAGACAGCAAUGCCAGAAUAUUCCUAGACAGGUUCAGAGACAGGAAUGCAGGAACGUUCCCCGUCAACAGUGCCAGAUUAUUCCAAGAGAACAAUGCCAGAAUGUUCCCAGACAACAGUGUAUCAAUAUUCCCAGCCAAGAGUGUUUUAAUGUUCCCAGACAGCAGUGCAGUAGUGUUCCUGAUCAGGAGUGUUUCAAUGUUCCUAGACAGGAGUGCAAGAAUGUUCCACGUCAGCAGUGUCAGCAGGUUCCUAGACAACAGUGCUCAGCUGCUCAACCCACAUAUCAGAGUUAAUCUUCAAGUGCUGAUUCUUUUUCUUGUCAUUGUUAGUUUUAAUUUGACAUAUUCUUCUCCUAAUGAAUAGUCAACCAACACCUCAUUGGUAAUAUAAUUACCUUUUAUUUAUUAUUAUUUAUUCAUA
Molecule: messenger RNA, 2546 nt
Organism: Eurytemora carolleeae
Lineage: Eukaryota; Metazoa; Arthropoda; Copepoda; Calanoida; Temoridae
Product: axoneme-associated protein mst101(2)
Exons: 2
Coding region: 56-2419 (787 amino acids)
Source: RefSeq, a predicted model, not a curated record